AUGACUUUUAAGGUUGGAGAUAAAUUGCCCAGCGUGGAUCUCUUUGAGAAUACACCAACAGAUAAGGUGAAUCUAGCGCAAGCUGCAACUGGGAAGAAAAUCAUUAUAUUUGGUGUACCAGGUGCAUUCACACCUGGCUGUUCAAAAACCCAUCUUCCUGGUUAUGUUACAAAAGCUGAUGAAUUAAAAUCUAAAGGAAUUUCAGAAAUCUUUUGUAUUAGUGUUAAUGAUCCGUUUGUUAUGGCAGCUUGGGGAAAAGAACAUAAUGCAACAGGAAAGGUACGAAUGUUAGCUGAUCCUAAAGGAGAUUUUACAGAUGCUGUAGAUCUUGGUGUAGAUCUGCAGGUUUUAGGAGGCAAACGUAGCAAACGUUACUCUAUGGUUGUUGAUAAUGGGACUGUAAAGGAACUCAAUAUGUCAACUGGACCUACACAUAAACAUCGUUAUAAAAAUGUAGGAUUAGACUCACAAGAAUUGCGAAGACGCAGAGAAGAAGAAGGAGUUCAAUUAAGAAAGCAAAAACGUGAGCAGCAGUUAUCAAAACGUCGCAAUGUUCCUAACAUUGCUGCAGAUGAGGAUAAUGUUACAGCUACAGAUGAAUAUUCACUUCCUACAGCACAAUCGCAAUCCCCUGGUAUCAUAACAACUGAAAUGGUAGAUGCAUUAUAUAGUCCUAACAUACAAGAUCAAUUGGCUGCAACGCAGAAAUUUAGAAAAUUAUUAUCAAGAGAGCCAAAUCCUCCCAUAGAUGAAGUGAUACAAACAGGAAUUGUGCCACAAUUUGUCGAAUUUCUUAAAAAUAAUACAAAUUGCACUCUACAGUUUGAAGCAGCAUGGGCUUUAACAAAUAUAGCAAGUGGUACAUCUCAGCAAACACGUAUCGUGAUAGAUGCAGGAGCUGUUCCCACUUUCAUUUCUUUACUUGGUUCUGAAUAUGAAGAUGUACAGGAACAAGCUGUUUGGGCAUUGGGCAAUAUUGCAGGGGAUAGUCCCGAAUGCAGAGAUCAUGUAUUAGCCAACGGUAUCCUCACUCCACUUUUGCAAGUACUAUCGAAGGCGACGCGUCUUUCUAUGACCCGCAAUGCGGUAUGGGCAUUAUCAAAUUUGUGUCGAGGAAAAAAUCCGGCACCAGCUUUCGCAAAAGUCGCACCAUGUCUACCGGUGUUAGCACAUCUUCUUAAUCAUACUGAUUAUGAUGUACUUGCUGAUGCUUGUUGGGCGCUUUCUUAUUUGAGCGACGGUCCAAAUGAUAAGAUACAAGCCGUUAUCGAUGCCGGUGUUUGCAGACGUCUCGUAGAACUUCUUAUGCAUGAACAGAAUAAUGUAAUAAGUGCAGCUCUUCGUGCUGUAGGAAAUAUAGUCACUGGAGAUGAUGUGCAAACUCAAGUUGUGUUAAAUUGUUCAGCAUUACCAUGUCUAUUGCAUCUUUUAAGUUCGCCACGGGAAAGUGUUCGUAAAGAAGCUUGUUGGACAGUUUCUAAUAUCACUGCUGGUAAUCCCCAGCAGAUACAAGCAGUGAUUGAUGCCAAUAUCUUUCCGGUUUUAAUUGAAAUUUUGAGUAAAGCUGAAUUUAAAACACGUAAAGAAGCAGCGUGGGCAAUUACAAAUGCUACUAGCGGCGGAACAGCCGAUCAAAUUCGAUAUCUCGCAAUGCAGGGAUGUAUUCCGCCAUUGUGUGAUCUACUUACCGUUAUGGAUGCCAAAAUUGUUCAGGUCGCUUUGAAUGGAUUAGAAAAUAUUUUGCGUUUGGGAGAACAAGAUGCAUCUAUGCAUAAUGGUCUUAAUCCUUAUGCAGUUCUUAUCGAAGAAUGUUAUGGCCUAGAUAAGAUAGAGUUCUUGCAAUCUCACCAAAAUAUGGAUAUUUAUCAGAAGGCCUUUGAUAUUAUCGAACGAUUCUUUGGGUCUGAGGAAGAGGAUACUAGACUUGUGCCCUCCAUCGAUUCACAAGGGCAGGAGUAUCAAUUCACUGCACCAGAUUCUUCCCAACUACCAGUGCAAGGAUUUGAGUUUUAAUCGACUAUAUUUAAAUUCUGAAUCUUAUUUCAUUAAGUGUUAUUUGUUCUAUGGGAUUUACAGUAUCUCUAAAAUCGAUACAUUGACACAAAAUAUGGUUUUACUUACUUGCCCAUAAAAUUUCAGUUUAUUUGUAUCAAAAAUACUAAUAGAGUAACCCAAAAUUAUCUAUUUUUUUCAUUGAAUUAAAAACAGUAAAAUCUGUAUAAUUUUAAUGAUUUUUCUUUCUCAUUCUGGAUAAACUGUAAUGCGCUGUGUAUGUUAUGAUCUAAAAUCUCUUUAUUGUUUUUCAAACCUAUGUCAAAUUGCGACAAUGUUUGCAUUAAAACCUUGAAACAAUUUGUAUAGGAACACUUAUAGACUCAUACCUGCAUGUAUUUAGUGUAUGAGACGUUCAGUUUAUGAGGCAUAAACGUUUUAGUGCUUAAGAGUAGAAGUGAGAACAAAAUGAUCGAGACAAUUUAUCGAGGCAGAUUCAUAUCUCGUCCGACUUUUGACUGACACAAUUACGAAAAAAUAAAACUAGCAUUAUAUCCUGCGAGAUACUAACUGAAUGACUGAAGUACGCGACUAUGUAGCCAACACGGACAACAUUACGCAACGGGGUACUCACCUUAUUAUACUAGAUAGAAACAUGACCAAUUAAACUUUUUUACUGUAAAUACGUAUCUCGUAAUUUUAAGGCUAUUCUAUACAGAGUGCCCUUAAGAAGUAAAGUAAUAGUCGCAUCUGUCCAUCAAUAUAAUAUUGCAUCAGUUUACAAAAAUUGGUUGAAAUGUUUAUUGUAUUUUAUAAUAAGCAUGGUUUGUAUCAAAAUAUGUACAAUGCUUGAUUCUUUUGUAUUUAAUGAUAAUCAUGCAAGAGAAAAUGCUGACUUCCAGUUAAUGUAUAAACUGAUAUUUUUGUCCAAUAUCACAUAAUCAAUUGGUUGGUCUUAAUUAUAAACAUCUGCAGAGAUUGAAUGAUUGAAUAAAUGAUUUUUAUAUAUUAUAUAGUUUCAUAAUUAAAUUUUUUUUAAAUAUUCGUUUUUUUCAAUCCUUUUGAUAUAUGCAGGUGAUAAAAAUAAAUAGUAUUGGAUUUGUACAGCACAUUAUUAGAUUUUGGACAUUCUGUAUAAAAAGUCUGUGACUGUAUAUAUAUAUAAAACAUAUUUAUUAUUUAGGUUUGACGAUAUACUAUACUUAUAUAAAUUAUAUAUACCAUCUCGACUUUUAGUUACCGAUUUAAAUUAUGACAGAAAAUGACUGUACUAUAAUUCAGUAAUUGAAACUUCGCUAAUUUAUCAUUUUAGCCAAUUAUGCGGCGAUGGAUAUUUAUUGCCAAUUUAUGAAAUUACUUACCAAGUAGUACAUAAAUAUAGCAAAAAAUAAAUUGUCAUGUAUUGUGCAUGCCAUUUUUAAUUAAAAUGUGAGAGAAAAUUCUUCUAUAAAACUAUUACUCUAUAAAGCAUAUAAGGAUGUUUUUUCAGUAUUUUCAAUCACUUGAAUCAACAGCUUUUAAGUGCAUUGUGAAAUAUUUAUUAAUUAUAGAAAGUAGUUUUUUACAAUUAUAAUUACUUUAAUCAAAACAAACUUUAACUAUUUUGACAUUAAUAGUAUUAAUAAAAUAUACUACUAUAUCCUAUCAAUUAAAAUGCACGUAGAUUGACUUAAAUAUGUAUUUAUCUAUAGAUUUAUUACUAAUUUCUUUUGUUUAAAGAUAUAUUUCAGUUUAAAGAAAGUUGAAAAGCACUAGUUGAAAUGAA
Messenger RNA from Formica exsecta, 3757 nucleotides. RefSeq names its product importin subunit alpha-7 (gene Kap-alpha1). The record is from RefSeq and is a predicted model, not a curated record. Gene Ontology annotation, biological process: cellular response to oxidative stress; NLS-bearing protein import into nucleus. Lineage: Eukaryota; Metazoa; Arthropoda; Insecta; Hymenoptera; Formicidae. Gene Ontology annotation, cellular component: cytoplasm; nucleus; nucleoplasm. The coding region runs from base 1 to 2013 and encodes 670 amino acids. Gene Ontology annotation, molecular function: nuclear import signal receptor activity; protein binding; thioredoxin peroxidase activity. The transcript is spliced from 10 exons.